CUUUGGAUGCUGGAAUUCUGAAAAAGAAGUGCAGGAAAAGCUCAAGUCUGGCAACAUCUGUGGAAGGAGUUAACAUUUCAAGUCGAAUAUGACUCUGGGACACCAUGGCUUCAAGGACAGCAAUCACAUUAGUGGACACUGAUAACAUGCUGAAGUUUUUUGGUGAGAAACUCAAUACUCUUGUCGAAAGUUUUAAAGCAAAUGAAGUAUGGCUGAAAGAAAUCCAAGAGGAGGCCAAAAAGAUGUUCAUCAGUGACUUUAAUGCAGAGCCUGAGUUGAUGCCAAAAACACCUUCAGAGAGAAAACGGCUCAGGAGACGCCCAUCUGUAACCCAGGAUCCAAAUAAGAGGUUUUCUAGAAGCAGAAAAAGUUUAAGGCGUUCAUCAAUUCAGCGGCCAAAGCACUCAAAUAGAAUCUUUGUGGAAGAUAACAGUGACUGCAAUAAAAUAGUUGAGCAGGCCCAUCCUGUUCGUCUGACACGAUUAGCAUCACGUGCAGCAGCAGCGACUGCCAGUCUAGAAACUGAAAAGAACAAUGUAUGCCCUAUUGUCCCAGUUAAUGGUAGAGUUCCAUUGGUUGAACUGUCACUGAAUGACUGCAAGAGUGCAGAGUUACAAAAGAAUCAUGUGGCCAACUUAGCCCAAACUCUGCUGACUUUUGAAGAUGUGAACUUGAUUCAAAAAGCUGUUGAAGUAAACCCGCCUCCUCCAAGUGGACCUAUUUUGGAAACGUUGACUCCUGCUGCCUCUGCAGUGAACACCAUCAGUACAAAUCAUGAAGCAACAAAGCUGAAAACAGAUGUUACUAAAGAAAAUGCAGUUUGUGGAGAGGCUGGCUCGACUAACUGUCAACUGAGCAAUGCACCAUCUGCAGGUGGGGUUUGCAUCCCUGGGGAAGAUGAAAAUAAGCCUGUUCAUAACGGUACUAACUGUAGUUUAGUACGGAAAAGUAUUGCCAGUCGCAGGUCCAGCUGUGUCAGGUUGAUGGAUAAAUAUUCAUUGAAUGUUCAAAGGGCUGCCAUGGUGCAGGAAUCCACCAGAAAAUCAUUGCGUAAAUCUAUUGCCAGGAGAAAAAAUAUUCUGGAGACCUCUGCUUCCAGUUACCGUCUCUCCAUUGAGAAAGUGACUGAAAAUGCAGAAAAAGAAUGUGUUGAAGUGAUUGAACUUGAGCAACCAAAGCAAAACCAGCCAACCACAUUGGUUCCUGAAAAUCAAGGUCGUAGAUGCACUAGAAAUGCCACACAAAUUGCCAUGAGCAAUCUUGAGGACAAUGUAUCUAAGCCGCAAGCUUCUAGGAAUUCACCUGGAGUUCAGCGAAAAGAAAGCAACAAUUCUGAUAAUCAGAGGCUUGGAUGCAAAAAUAGUUGCAAACAAGGAGUGGAAGAUGUGCUUAAUAGCUCUGGAGUAUUGAACUGUGAUGAUUCUCCACCAAGAAAGAAGACUCCUUCGUCACCUUGUCCUGCUAGUAAAGUAGUUCGACCAAAACACAAAAGCUUCCUCCACGCAGUUCAGAAGAAUCAGUUGCUGAUGACUCCUGUUUCUGUUGGCCGCUCGAUGGUGAAGUCCUUCAUCAAACGCAACACGCCUUUGAAAGUUGAUCCCAAGGAAAAGGAGAAGAUCCGCCUGGAAAAUCUAAAGAAGAAGCAAGAACAGGAAGAAGAAAGGAUACAGAGAGUGGAGGAAGAGAAGAAACACAAAUUGGAAGAGCUUAAAAAAAAGCGGGAAAUGCGGCUGAAACGUGUUUUGGAAACUCGUUCUCGAGUUGAGCAGCAAGAGGAGGAAAAGAGAAAGAGAAAAAUUGAGCAAAAAAAUUCACAGAUUGAUGAGAAGAAUGAAAAGAUGCGUGAGGAACGACUUGCUGAAGAAAAAGCUAAAAAGAAAGUGGCUGCUGAAAGGAUGGAGGAGGCAGAAACUCGAAGGUUGCAAGAAGAGGAAAUCAGAAAACAGAAAUUGCAACAGCUGGAAGAAGAACGCCAAGAGCUACUGCAGCGCAAGAAGGAGGAAGAGCUUGAACGGCAAUGUAAAAUGGUGGAAGCCAGAAAGCUUCAAGAGCAGCAGCAAGCUGAGCUAGAGAGGGAGCGACUGCAUGAGUUGCAACUGGCCGCAGAUAGGGAGCGGGAAAGAAUGCGGGAACAAGAGAGCAUCCAGGCAGAGAAAGAACGUGAACGUCUGGAGAAAGAAAAGGCCCUCCAGUUACAGCAAGAGCUGGAGCGAACAGCACGGGAGAAUGCUGCACUGCAGGCUCAACGAGAAAUGGAAAAGCUUCACGAGGAAGCACAAGAGAAAGGCAGAAAGCAGGAAGAGCAAUUACCAGAGCUGAAAAGUCAGUCGUUAGAAAAUGAGAGAACCACAAAACAGAAAUUGGAGCAAGAAAAAGAGAAUAGACUUUGUGGAGAUCAGCAAAGAAAAUGGAAGGAAGAACAGGACAAAGUGAAGGAAGAGGUCUUCAACAAAAAUAUAUUGAAUGUAACUGUGGAGCUGCAUCACUCUCCAGCUUUGGAGUCUUACACUAUGACUCCCAAUAGCUAUUCCAAAAUCAAGUUGCCUAAAGUAAAUUUGGAAAGUUAUGGAAUGGACCUGCAAAGUGAUGACUCGACAGAUGAUGAGGGGGCACCCCGUAAACCGAUCCCUAGUUGGGCUAAUGGUAAACAAUUGCAGCAAGCGCUCAUCAAACAGUAUUACCACCCACUUGAUCUAGACAAAUUCUUCGGUGUCAUUCAACCCCCAAAUCUUGAGGGUAUCUUUGGUAAAAGCAAGCCACGUUACCUGAAACGCACUAGUUCUGCAGUGUGGCAGUCACCGCCAGUAUUAAACAGCAUUAAGAAUGUAUCCUAUGGUUUUAUGAAAUACUGAACUAUCCCUGUUGUAUAUCAAAUGACAUUGCAAACACUGCAACAAGUAAAACUAUCGGCUGCUCUCAUUGUUUUUGCCCUUUUCUAUAUUGUAUCUUUGUUGCCUGAUUUACCUCUGUCUAAUUUUGAAGAUGAACAGCUCUCUUGGCUGCUCCUCAGAAAUCUUAUUGUGCAUUAUUGUUUUAAAGUUUUUGAAUUUUAGUACACAGGUUUUUUUCAUUUGAAUUUAUCUGGUGUCUAAGUUCAAAUCUUGAUGGGAUGAAAGUCUCUGCCUGCCUGCUUUCUAUAAGGGUCAUGCACAACAUGUUUAUGGGAAGUCUUGAACCAGUUCAUGCUGUGGCAUAAGCCUGCAGCACAAAACUCUCUAAUUUGUACUUAUAGGUCAGCUCAAUGCCUGAUGUGUGAAAUUACAGCAGGUGCAAGGGGGAAGGAAUCUUGAGUGCAGUACGGGGUGCUUUUCUGUUGUUGGGACAGAGUACAAGAAGCUUUGUUAUGCAUCUGACUGCACACCUUAUCUCAAAUGCUUGAUGCUGGGUGCUUGAAAUAGGCUGGUUUCUAAUUCUCAACUGGAGAAAUUACCUCAUCUUUAGUGCACAUUGUAAAAAGGACUCUAUUUCCAUUGGAACAAUACUUCCUAACUAAAUAAUUGAUCUUGGGUGUAUUAUGCCAUUAAUUUUUUGGAAGUUUAUAGAAUAGCACUUUUUAAACAAAGAUACUAGAAAUAUCUAGCCAUGUGGACUGAGAUUCAGUUCCUUGAGUUAACUGAUCUCAGUUGGGAUGGCAAUUUUUUAAAUGUUGAAAUCAAUAAAAGCACUUCUGGGGCUAAGGACUAGGAAAAUGACCAGCGUUCCCACUUCUAAUUUGUUUUCCUUUGUUGAAAGUGCAUGGGGAUGUCCGAGGACAGAAUUGGGCUUAUCUGUUUGUUUGUUUUUCCUUUCACAAAAUGGCCAGCUAACAUCCACCACUUAGACUUGUGUGUAGGAUGGUCACUUGGCAGGAAUCCUACCCUGGCAAGAGUUGUCUUGAAAGGAAGAGAAAAUUGAUGACAAAAAUAUCCUUGAUGUUUGAAAAACUGCACUGGGGCAACACUUGUAAUUCUGCCAAGAGGCUGAAACUUCAAGGUUCAAGAUGACUUCAAAUGCAAUGCAAGUCUAAGCUGUCUUAGUGUCUACCUUUGUAAUGAGCAUCUUGGUGUAAAGUGUUUUUUGUAAAUAAAUCAUAUUCAAAAGUCUAAA
Molecule: messenger RNA, 4086 nt
Organism: Carcharodon carcharias (great white shark)
Lineage: Eukaryota; Metazoa; Chordata; Chondrichthyes; Lamniformes; Lamnidae
Product: inner centromere protein-like
Exons: 18
Coding region: 105-2852 (915 amino acids)
Biological process (GO): metaphase chromosome alignment; meiotic spindle midzone assembly; positive regulation of protein serine/threonine kinase activity
Cellular component (GO): chromosome passenger complex; midbody; meiotic spindle midzone
Molecular function (GO): protein serine/threonine kinase activator activity
Source: RefSeq, a predicted model, not a curated record